UUUUUCCUUCUCGUACAUACUUUUAUUCCAUUUUUUUUUUUUCUCUGAGAGCCGCGCCAGGGCAAAUAGUGGGGGCAUAAAAAUAUACGAGGUGAGGCAAUAUUAUCCAGUGAAAUUCAGUGUUUGUGUUGAUUUAGAAAAAAAAACAAAAAAAAAGUUUCACAUUUAAAUUGUGUUUUAUUGUUAAUUUAUAUUGUUUAUUUAUUAAUUUUUUUUUUGUUCAAAACAUUAAUAAUAAUUCAUUUGACAAUUUUGCUAUUUCUGUUUUUUUUUUUUCUUGUUAUUUUUUUUUAAACGGAAACGACGACCUGGGGGUCACGGGGGCCAUCUCCAAAGCCACCAUAUUUAUAUUGACAAUUAUUCAAAAUUUCAUUUGUUACUUUAAACAUGACGUGGACAUCUACAGGUUAAAUUUGGUAAAUAAUUUGCUAAGAAACUUGUUUAUUGAUGUAAUCUAUGUGUACUAGACGAAAACAAUUGAUAAUAAACAGGACAGUUAUUCCUUAUUAUAUGUUAAAAGUUUGAUAAAUUAAAAAUGUGUGAUCAGACAGAAAUAAGUUAUUUAGAUGGUGAUAUUGUCUGGGUUAAACUUGGUUCAGCAUGGUGGCCUGGACAAGUAACUGGUUUAGAUAAUUUACCAGAUGUUUUACAAGCACAAUAUAAAAAAAAACCACACAUUGCUGCUGUUAAAUUUUUUCAAGAAGAUUCAUAUGAAUUGGUUAGAAAUAUACAGCAAAUUUAUAAAUACAAUUGUCGACAAAAAGAUGAUUUUAUAAAAAAAGGAUUAGAUAAAUAUCGUUCAAGAAGUAAAGAUGGUACAAAUUAUAUGGAUAAAUUUCCUGGUGAUGUUGAAACAGCUGAAAAAUUAACUGAUGGUGAUCCAGAUAUAUUAUCAUCAUCAAAAUUUUGUGAACAAAAAAAGCCAGAUAUAUCAUCAUUAUUUGGUGAAAAAAAAUUACCAAAACGUAAAAAAGAUAAAGAUGAUACAAUAAAUAAUAGAAAAUCAUUAAUUGGUAGUAAUGAUACACGUAAAAUAACACAUCCACGUUUUAUUGGACGUAAAAGUGAUCAUGAAAUUCGUAUAAGACAACAAAAUACUAAAAAUUUUAAUCCAUCAACACCAACUUUAAAUGAUUCAUCAUCUGCAAUAACACCAACAGCAACACCAACAAGAACAACACCAUCAACACCAAGUAUAUAUACAUGUCCACAUUGUGAUUAUACAUCAACACGUCUUAAUGUUAUUAUUUGUCAUAAUAAAUCACAUCGUAAUAAUGUUACAAGACCAAGUAUAACACCAGUACGUCGUCCAAUUCCACAAAAAAGUCGUACAGUUAGUGCUAGUAUUGGUGCUGUUAAUGAUGGUGAAAUACAAAAACGUAAAUAUACACGUAAAAAUAAAAGUUUAUCAGUUAAAUUAAAGGAUGAUAAAAUUAUUGAUACACCAAAACGUAAAUAUAAUAAAGGUAUUGAAAAACCACCUAAAAAAAAGAAAAAUGAUCCGGAAAUUAAAGAAGAACAUAUACGUGAAUCAUUAUUGGCUGAUUGGGAAGAUGGAUCUGAAGAUGGUGAUAUGGAUAUUGAUCUUGAUAAUUCAGCAUCUGAAGAUUUUCCAAGUUCACCAUCUAAAAAUAUUAAUAAAGAAAAAAUUAAUAAUGAUAAAGAUAUUGACGAUGUUGAUAAAUCAUUAUCACCAAUUAAAAAUUCAACAAAUCUUAUUGAUACAGAUGUUGAAGUUGAAAAACAACAACAACCACCACAACAACAACAACGUUCUCCGUUAUUAAAGAAAUUUAAAAAGUUGGAUGAUUCAAAAACAAAUUUAUCAUCUAGUGAUGAUAAAAAUGAUCAAAAAUCAAAAUUAUCAUGUUUUGAUUUUGAUGAAGAUGAAGAACCACAACCAGCAUUACCACCAGCAAGAAAAAUAACACGUGUAUUUGGUGAAAAAAAUAAAUCACGUAAAAAAGAACUUAUUAAAGAAUUUACAAGAACAUCACAAGCAUUUGCUAAUGAAAAAGUUGAUGAAGAAGAACAAGGAGAUUUAUCACAAAAACAAUCAAAAGAAGAAAUUAAAAAAUCAGAUAAUGAUGAUAAAAUUAAAGAUAUUGUUGAUGAUGAUAAUGAUGACGAUGAUUUUAAUGAUAAAAUUAAUCGUGAAAUAAAUGAGACAACAGAAUUAGUUGCUAAAAUUGCUGAAACAACAACUGAUUUAAUACCAUCAAAAUCUGAAAUAAUUGAAACUAUUGAAACAAUUGAAAUUUUAAAAGUUAAUGAAGAUCAAGAAGAUAUUGAAGAAGAAAAAGAAGUAAUUGAACAAAAUGAUGAAAAAUUGGAUAAAGUUCAAGAAGAAAAUAAAAAUGAUACAAAUAAAAUUGAUGAAAAGUUUGAAGAUGAUAAAAUUCAUGAUGAUGGUGAUGAUAUGAUGGAAGAUGUCAAAGAAAAAAAUGAUGUUGAAGAUAUUGAAGAAACAAAAAAUGACAUUGAAAUGAAAAAAGUUGAAGAAAAAGAAGAACAAGUUGAUCAAAUGGUUGAAGAAAAAGAAAAACAAGUUGAUAAAAUAGAUGAAGAAAAAGAAGAGCUAGAUGACAAAAUGAACGAAGAAAAAAUGGAACAGGAUGAUAAAAUUGAUGAAGUAAUGCAAGAACAAGUUGAUAAAAUAGAUGAAGAAAAAGAAGAGCUAGUUGAUAAAAUGAAUGAAGAAAAAGAAGAACCAGUUGAUAAAAUAAAUGAAGAAAAAGAAGAGCUAGAUGAUAAAAUCAAUGAAGAAAAAAUAGAACAGGAUUAUAAAAUUGAUGAAGUAAUGCAAGAAGAUAUAGUAGAAAAAAAUGAAAAAAUUGAUAAACCAGUUAUUGAUGCUGAUCAAGUUUUGGAAAUGAAUAAUGAAAAUAAAAAUACAGAUGUUGAAUUAACAAAAGAAAAAGAAAACCAAGAUAUCGAAGCAGAUAAAGAAGAAAAAACUCAAGAUAUUGAAUUUGACAAAGAAGAAAUUGAUAAAAUUGAUCAAGAAGAAAAAAUUCAAGAAAUUGAAACAACAGAUCAAGAAAAAAGUGAACAAAUUGAAGAUGAUUUAGAAAAUAAUAAAUUAAAUUUAACUGAAUCUGCUAUUGUUUCAGAAUCAGAAAUAAAUAAAGUUCAAGAAAUUUCAGAUUUAAAAAUUAAUGAAACUGAUGAAAUGCUACAAUCAGAUAGUGAAAAAGAAAUUAUAAAUUCACCAAAUGAAUUAAUUGAAUCUGCACAAAUAAUUAUUGAACCUGAAACAAUAAAAGAGAUCAAUGACGAAAAAAUGGAAGAUAUUGAAGCAAAAAUUGAAGAUAUAGAAGAAAAAGUUGAACAAGUUGACCAAUCAAUUGAAAAAAUUGAUGAAGAAAUGAAAACAGACGAUGAAAAAAUUGAUACUAUUGAAGAAAGUCGUAUAACAAUUGAAGCUGAAGAAGAAAUGUUAUCAAUAUCAGAAUUAACAGCAGCAACAACAUCAGGAACUUCAAGUAAUAUUGAUAAAACUUUUUCACAAGUUAAUAAAAUAAAUACUCCAACAAAAAUUGAAUUUAUUGAUAAUAAAACAAUAACACCAGAUGUUCCGGAAAAAAGACGUCGUGGUAGACCUAGAAAAACACCAAUUCCAAGUUAUAUGAGUGGUAAUGGUGAUUCAUUAAUAAAAAUUGACGAACCAAAAACACCUGGUACACCAGAUAGUCAAGAUUUUGAUCGUAAAACAUCUGAAUCUGAUGGUGAAAAAUCCAAUGCUGGAAGAAGAAGAAAACCAAGUAAAAAAUAUUUAGAAUCUGAUAUGUAUUGUCCAAGUCCUGGUAGUAGAACACCAAGAACAGAUGACAGUCAAUCAGAAGCUGAAGAUAAAUCAUUGACAAUUAAAAAACGUGGUAAAAGAGGUAGAAAACCAUCUAAAAAAUCAAUAGCUAAAAGUAUUGAAGAAUAUGAAUUUUCAGAUCAAACACUUGAUAGUGCUGAAGAAUCAAUGAUUGGUGAACCAAUUAAAAUUCAAGAUAUUAAUAAAAAAACAGAUACAUUAUCACCAGUUGAUUUAACUGAUUUAUUAGUUAAUUCAGAUAUUGAAAUACGUGAUAAUAAAUCACAUGACGAUAAUAAUGAUGAUGAUGAUAAUAAAAUUGAUAAACUACCACCUAAAAAAUCACAAAUUAAAAAAUUUGAAUCAUCACAAUAUGAAUUUUUUGGUUCUGAUGAUAAAGAAGAAUCAACAAAAAUUAUUGAAACAAUAACAACAGCAACAACAACAACACACACUGAUAUUUUAUCUGACAAUAAUGUCAAUGAAAUUUUAGUUGAAAGUAAAAUUGAAGCUCCACAAAAAGAAGAACAUUCAAUGGAAAUUCAAAUGGAAACAAAUGAAAUUUCUGAUGUAAAUGAAACAGUUAUUGAAGAAACUAUUGAAAAUAUUAUUGUUGAAAAUGAUAAAAAAAUGAUAACUGAAGAAAAAGAAGAAGUUGUCAAUGUUGUUGAGCCAAUAAAAUCAUUAAUUGAAAAUGUAGAAGUUAGUGAAGACAAUAAAUCAAUGAUUGUUGAUACUAAUAUGUCAAUUGAUGAAGAAAAAGAAAAAAUAGCUGAUGAAGUUGUUGUUCAAGAUAAUGUUGUUAUUGUUGAAGAACAUGUGGAGACUAUUGAAGAAGUUGUAACAUUACCUGAAGUUACAACAGAAACUGUUGUUGAAGAAAAAAUUGAAGAGGUUGCUUUAUCAAAUGAAGAAGUAAUUGAAGAAGUUUCUGUUGUUGAAGAAAAAAUUGAAGAAAUUUCUUUAUCAAAUGAAGAAGUAAUUGAAACAACUGAAGUUGUUGAAAAAAUUGAAGAAACAACAGAAAUAGUUGAACAAAAAUUACAAGAAAAUGAAGAAAUACCAGUUCAAGUUGAAAAUGUUGAACAAAUAGUGGAAAAUAUUGAAAAAAUACCGGAAAAUAUUGAACCAAUAGUAGAAAAAGUUGAAGAAAUGGCAGUUAGAAUUGAAGAAAUACCCGUUAAAGUUGAAGAAAAAAUGGUACAAUUAUUGGAACAAGUUGAAGCAAUGGAUAAUCAAACAGAAGAAAUUGUAACAACAAUGCCAGAUAAUGAAACAACUGAAACAAUUACAACUGAAAUUAUUGAAACUACAGAAAUACCAUUACCAAUAAUUCAAGAGACUCCAAAAAUACAAGAAAUAAUUGUAUCGUCACCUAAAAAAGUUGAACCAAUUGUUAAUAAAAUUACAACAAUCAACCAAAAUAUAAUUGAAACACCACAACAAAAAUCACAAGAGCUAAUAAUGCCAGUUAAAAAACGUGAAAAACCAAGAAUCAUUGAAAAUGUUACUCUAAAACAACCAAUGCAAAUAUUAAAAACAAAAUUAUUAGAAAAACCAAGAUCACAAAAACACAAACUAGAUAUUGAUAUGUUAAAAAGAAAUAAAUCAACACCACCAACAAAAAUCAUGAGAAUUGAUCCACAAUUAAUAAAAACAAAAACAAGUGGAAAAAUUGGAACAGGACAACUUACAAUAUCAAAAAAAUUAGAAGUUUUAAAAGCUGAUGAAGCUAAAAAUGAAGCUAUUAAUGAAGAAGUACUUGGUAAUACAUCAGGAGUUAUAAGUUUAGCUACAAGUGGAUCACAAGGUUUUCAAAAUAUGGAAUUAGAUAUUGAUUCAAUACCAUUCAUAUUUCAAGAAGAUUUAAAUCCAGAUAGUAUUAAACAAUUACCAGAUAUGACAUCAACAAUAAUAACUCCAAGUCCAACAAUUCAAACAUCAAUACAACAACCACAACAAACAUCAGCAUUAACAUUUGUACAAACAACACAGCCAACUGUUACUCAACAAAUUCAAUUAGCACAAAAAACACCAGAUAAUAGUGGUGAAUUAUCGCCAUCUAAAAAGAAAAAUUUAUCACCAGCAAUAUUAAAAAAUAAACCAAAAGCUAAACCAACAAUAACAUCAGUUAAAACACUAAUGCCAGGUAGUCUUAAACAAUUAAAAUUUGGUCAAAAUGCACAAGGUAAAACAGUUCCAUUGAUAAACCAAAAAGGUGGUGUACCAAGUAAAUAUAUUAUUCUUCAUACAUCAAAUGCACAACAAAUGCCAUCAAAUAAAACUAGUACACCACAAAAAAUUCCAAUUCCACAAAAUAAAACACCAAAUCAAAUUAUUCAACAGGGUAAUAAAGUUGUUAUAUUAACAUCACCACAAUCUGGUCAAACUAAAAUGUUACCAUUGUCAAUGCAAAAAAAUGUACAACAAAAAAAAAUUAUCAAAGGUAAUCAAGUUUAUACACAAAUAUCUAAAAAUCAAAUUUUACCAAAAACUGAUACAUCAUCAUCGUCGUCAUCAUCAACAGCAUCAUCAUCGUCCUCAUCUUCAUCAUCACCAACAACAUCAAAAAUAAUAACUGGACAAAAAAUUAUAAGUACAGCUCAAGGUAAUAUUGUAACAUCAAAAGUAUUUACAUCAGUUCCUGGAAUGCAAAAAAUAUAUGUACAAAGUGAUGGAACUAGAUUAAUGGCUAAAGGUGGACAAGUUUAUACAACAAUUAGUACUGGUGGAUUAACAAAAAUGAUAACUGGACAAAAAACAUUGGUAACUAAACAAGGUACAAUUGUUGGUACUGUUGCUGGUCAAAGUGGAAGUAAAACAAUAUUAUCACCAGUGACACAAGGUAAUAAACAAAUAAUAACACAUAAUUUACAAUCAUCAAAAGGUACAGUGUUAACACCAAUAACUGGUCAACAAGUUAAAGCAAUUGCAGCAAAAGCAUUACCAUCUAAAACACAAAAAAUGCAAUUUAUACAACAACAACAGCAGCAGCAGCAACAACAACAAAAAUCUCCAAUAAUAUCUAAAACUCAAAAAUUACCAAUGACAUCUGGUACAAAUAUGGCUGGAGUAAGAGUAGUAACAACAAAUAGAAAUAUUAAAAAUGCUGGACAACAAGUUAUCAUACAAAAUAGUCCAGUACUUAAUCAACAAAGUCCACUUACCAAAGCAACAGCUGUAGGUAAAAAAAUAAUUCGUCAAAAUAUCGUUAAUCAAAGUGGUAAAUCACCACAAUUAUUAUCAUCAUCAUCACCAUCUGGUACAAGUUUACAAAUGACAAAAACAAAAUUAUUAUCUUCUCCUGCAACAACAAUACAAAAAUCAGCAAAUACACCGAAAGGACGACCAUUAAAAUCAUUACAAAAUAAAGUUUUCAUACAAAAAAUUCAAGAUCCAUCAUCAUCACCAUCAACAAAACCAAAUGUUUCAUCAACAAUAACUAAAGUAACUGGUAGUCCAAAAAUGACAAAUUUAAAAACAACACCAGUCGUUAAAAAUAUACAAAAAUCAUUGAUUUCAUCAAAACAGCAACAGCCACAACAACAACAACAACAACAACUUAGAAAUAUUUCAGCACCAAUGGCAUCAUCAUCAAGUCAUCUACAUACAAUACAAUCAUCUCCUCCACCACUUCAAGAAAUUAAAAAGUCUGAUAUUGAAGAAACAAUUAAAGUAGUUACUACUGCUUCUCCAAUAGCUACAACAUUAUCAUCUCAACCACCACCAUUAGUAUCAGCAGUAACAGCAACAACAGCAUUAGCAAUUACAACAACAGUAGCAACAACGACAACAACAGUAUCAGCAGUAGUAGCAGCAGAAGCAGCAAUGACAACAACAGUAGCAACAACAGCAGCUAUUGAAACAAAUGAAGUCAUUGUUAAACAAAAUACUGAAGUUGGUGUACAAUCACAAACUGAAGUAUCAACUGAAAGUAAUGAAACAUCAGAUGAACAAAAAGUUGCAACUUCACAAAUAAUAAUGUUUCCAGCACCAAGUGUAGAUGGUAGUCCAUCAUUUAGUCUAUAUGUUGUUGAUGAAAAUGGAAUUGCAAAUCCAAUGGAUAGCACUGCAAUAAUGGCAUUAGAUGGACUAUCAAUUGAUCCAAAUUCAUCAAACUUCGUAAUACAAUUUGAUGAUGAAGCACAAAUACAAGCACUUGAUGCAUCACAAACUAUACAACAACAAGAACAACAACCAUCAGCAACACAAAUUGUAUCAACAAAUUCAAAUCAAGAUAUAUUAGCAGCAGCAUUAGCAAAUAGUGAUUUUCAAGGUGAAAUAAGUAUGCCUGAAACUUCAAGUACAUCAGUUUUAUCAACAGAUAUUAAUCAAACAAAUUUAAUUAGUCAAACAAUAUUACAAUCAACUUUAGUACCACCACCAGCUGAAAAAUUAUCAUCAAAUGUACAUGAAACAUCAUUAACAUGGGAUAGACCAAUAAUGACACCACUUGAACUACCAACCUUAACACAAAAUACAACGACAAAUUUAUCAUCAUCAGUACCAUUUAAUAUAAAUUAUAUGACUGAUGUUGAUAAUACAACAUUACCUGGUAAUUCAAUGCCUGAUAUUGGUGAAACUGUUGAUUCACAUAAAACUAAUGAUGAUGAAGAUGUUUACACAAAAUCAACAGCAGCAUUAACAACAGCAACAACUCAAUAUUUAGAUUUAUCAAAUUUAGAAACAAAUGAAACAAUAGUAACAACAGUAUCAACAAGUAUACCAUCAACAUCUUCAAUAUCAUAUUCAGUAUCAAUACCAGAUAAUAUUACAAGUGGUGUACAAACAACUCCAUCAAUGCCAAUAAUUGAUGAUAUAUUUUCUGAUAAUAUUGAAUUUAAUAAAAAAACAAUUGAUAAUAAAUUUUCAUCUAAAAAUAAAAAUAAUAAUAAAACAAAUAAAAAUAAUAAAAAUAAAAAACUUGAUAAAAAUAAUAAACAAGUUACAACAGAUGUACCAAUUGAUAAUAAUGUAUUAUUAUUAAAAAAUAAUGAUGAUAAAUUAAUAAAUCAACAACCAGAAACAAGCCAAAAAAUAUUAGAUAUGCCAAUUGUUGGUGAUACACCAAUUAUUGAUAAUAAAAUUGAAGAUAAAAAUAAUGAUGAUGACGAUAAUAAAAAUUUAUUAAAUUCUGAUGUUGUUGAUUCUUGUAUGACUGCUGUUGUUGAUAAUUCUUGUAUUAUAACAGAAUCAAGUAAUGAUGUACAAUCAACUGCAAAAAUAAUUGAUAAUAAUAAUCAAGAUAAUGAUGUAAAAAAUGAUGUAUUAACAACAACAAAUAAUCAAGAAGAAGCUGAAACAUCAGAUAAAAAAGUAGUUAUUUGUGAUAAUAUUGAAUCAAUGGAAGUUGAUGAAAUUGUUUAUAAUGCUGUUGAAGAAAUAAAACAAACAGCUGAAUCAUCAAAUGUACAAGAAAUUGAAGCAAUGGAAUGUACAUUUAAUGAGGAUACAGUUGAUGCUGAACAAAAUCAAGAAAUACCAUCACAAUCAUUUGAACAAUUUAAAAUAAUUGAUAAUAAUGAAUCACCAUCACAAUCUGUUGAAAAAUCAACAGAUUCACGUGAACCAUCACAAUCAGAAGCUGAUGAAUUAAUGGAAAUAAAUAAUGAACCACCAAGUCAAUCAUUUGAAAAUUCAGCAUUACAUGAAGCAUCACAAAGUUAUCAAGAAAAUUCAAAUAUAAAUAGUAGAUCAGAUCAAAUUGAUGAUCCAAGUUUUCCAACUCAAAGUUAUGAUGUUGGUAAAAUUGAUAAUAUUACUGAAAAUAUUGAAACAGAUUGUGAAUUAAGUCAAGAAGGUAAUAUACCAUCACAAUCAAAUGAUGUUGAUAUUGAUGGUAUUGGUACAUCAACAUUUACAAAUCAAGGUAAUGAUGAUGAAACAGCAAGUUCAAGUUAUGUACCUGAAACACCAGAAGCACAAGAACGUGAUCAAGAUCAAGAAUCAGCAAUAUCAACAUCAAGCUAUGAAAUACCACCAUCUGAUGAAAUUAAUAUUGCAUCAUCAAGUCUUAUACCUGAUACAUCGGGUAAUGAACAUGCAAAUAUACAUGAUAAUGGAGUACCAGAAAUACCAACAAGUUCAUAUAAUUUAAAUCCAGAUUCAAGCUCAACACAUAUUGAUUCACAAGUGCCAAGUUCAAGUUUUGAAGAUCAAAUUGUUAUUGAACAAAAUGUAUCAACAAGCUAUGAUAUACCAAUAUCAAUGCCAAGCAUUGAAGAUAAUUCAUCAUCUGGUAAUUUUGUUAGUGAAUCUGGUGAUCAAACAAAUGAACCAACAAGUUAUUAUGCUAGAAAUCCAGAGGAUGUUACAUCUGAAGCAAGUCAAAGUUAUUUUGUACGUGAUGCUCCAAGUCCAAGUUAUAAUGAACAAAAUGUAUCACCAAGUUAUUAUGAUGCACCACAAGAAGCAAGUCAAAGUUUUUAUUCAACACAAGAAAUUGAAAGAACUGCUGAACAAUCAUCGUCUUCAUCAUCAUCAAGAAAUGUUGAAGCAUCACAAAGUUUUUAUCAAGAUAAUUCAGAUGAAUUAAGAUUAACACAACAACAAGGUGAAGCAACACCAACUUAUUAUCCAUUGGACAAUGAUAAUGAACCAAUUGAAAGGCACGAUCUUGUUGAAAGCUCUGUAUCAGCUACACGACCUACAGAAAGGUAAUAAAAAACCUUUCUGUAACAAAAAAAAAAAAAGAAAAUAUAUAUUUAAACAAUAUU
This is a messenger RNA of Aphidius gifuensis, 10521 nucleotides long. RefSeq lists its product as uncharacterized. Lineage: Eukaryota; Metazoa; Arthropoda; Insecta; Hymenoptera; Braconidae. The transcript has 5 exons. The record is from RefSeq and is a predicted model, not a curated record. The coding region runs from base 536 to 10465 and encodes 3309 amino acids.